GCAGUUGGCCGCUGGACGCGCACGUGGAAACAUAUACUGCAACAAGUGGAUGAACUGGCCCGCGCGCUCACUCCGGCCUUUUUUUAAUAUACGUUUCUUUCCUCUGUUACUGUGCGUCUCGAGCCCGAUGCUGUCAGCUGCCGCGUGCUCCACUGUCUGCUACCAACUCUGUCGCAACGUAGAGGAACAAAUUUACUUUAACUUUUUGCCUUCUAAGGAUGAGCCUCGCGUAAAGUCGGCUUUUUGUUUCUUAUCUACCAUCUUCCUUUUGUUUUUGCCCCCGCUCUCCUGCAAAGAAGUAUGGUAGAUAAAGGCCCCUUGCUCACUUCUGCCAUCAUCUUCUACCUCUCCAUCGGGGCAGCAAUCUUUCAGGUCCUCGAGGAGCCCAACUGGAAGCAGGCUGUGAAGCACUACAGAGAGGAAAAGGACAAAAUACUUGAGGACUACCCAUGCCUGACCAAAGGGGAUUUGGACCGAAUACUAGAGGCAGUGUCUGAUGCUGCAGGCCAAGGGGUGACCAUAACUGGCACCAAGCCGUUCAACAAUUGGAACUGGCCAAAUGCCGUCAUCUUUGCCGCCACAGUUAUCACCACCAUUGGAUAUGGGAACAUCGCCCCUAAAACCUCAACUGGCAGGGUGUUUUGCAUUUUCUACGGACUCUUUGGAGUGCCACUAUGUCUUACCUGGAUUAGUGAACUGGGAAAGUUCUUUGGUGGCAGAGCGAAGCACCUGGGACAGUAUCUAACCAGAAAGGGGUUUUCAUUGAGAAAAGCCCAGUUUACCUGCACAGCGAUUUUUCUUCUCUGGGGUGUGCUGAUCCAUUUAGUCCUCCCACCUUUUGUGUUCAUGUCUCAGGAGGGAUGGACCUACAUCGAAGGGUUGUACUUCUCAUUUGUCACCUUGACCACAAUCGGUUUUGGGGACUUGGUUGCAGGUGUGGAUCCAGAGAAAGUCUAUCCAACUCUGUACCGUUACUUUGUGGAAGUAUGGAUCUAUCUGGGGCUUGCCUGGCUGUCGUUGUUCUUCAACUGGAAAGUGCGGAUGGUGAUCGAGGCCCACAAGGCUUUGAAGAAACGGCGCAAGCUGCGAAAGCUGUCACUUGAGGAGAUGCGCCACUACAAAGAAGCACACAAAGCUUCUCUCCGCUUGCCGCCCACUCCCAAUGAUGUGAACAUCUUCAGCUUCCUGUCAAAGAAGAAGGAGGGCUACAAUGACUUGAUCAAGCAGAUUGGCAACAAAAAGGAAGGUAGAGCCAAUUGUGGCUCAUGUGAUUCAAACAAAAAGGCCAAAGAUAUGAAUCGCUCCAAGAGUUGCAACGAUGCUCCAGUGUUUAAUGGUCACACCAUCCUCAGCCUGGACCGGUCGCCGCGCCAAAAGAGACGCUACAGUUUUAGUGACCGUGUCACUGUUGCCUUUUCGAAGUCUAAGAACUACCUGCUAGGCUCAGAUAAUGGUUUGCUGCUAACAGAAGAUCAGGUGGAGGGCGACCCAGAUCUAGAGCAAAAUCGAAUGUAUGAAAACCAACUCGACAAGGAUAUAGACGCGGAAAGCAAGGCCACUGGAGACCAUGGCGCGGGAUGUCGAAGGACGUGGGACUCUAAAGAUUACCAUUCUUUAACCUUCCAGAACGCAAACAUAACUUUUAUCGAUGAAGAAAACUUUCUUGGCAGUAACUUUGAGGAACUGGAGGAAGACGACGCAGACGAUGAUGACUCAAAGGCAAAAAUCUCCAUCACAACGUGUGACGAAAACAUCGAAACAAACUCCAAGGAGGACCAGAGUUCAGAAUGCGAUGGCUCUGUUUUUACGACGGACUGUUCAGAGCACAGCCACUCCUAUGAGAAGCUGGUGGAGGAAUACACGAAGGAAGACAACACUGAAUCUUGAGCCGUGAAAACCGGCCAUCAUGGUUGAUAAAAUCUCUAUUCAUCUAGUGUUGGCUGGAAGGAUGAGUUUUUUUUUGUCCAAUGUGAAAUGUUUGAGUGGCUAUGAAUCAUCAUAACAUACUUUGAAGGACUGUAGAGCUGAUAACUUUCAAAUGGGGGAUCAAACUCAACAAAUAAUGAACAAAAAAGCAGGAGAUGUCGCCUCAUUAAUCAACAUUAUUUAUGAUUUUCUUUUUUUAUACGGUUUGAGAAAGAGUCACAAGUGUCUACUGAUGCAUUCAAACAAGCAGUUGUUCAUGAGUGAUUUUUAUUUCUGCUCAUUGGCUGAAGUUGUAUGUGGAAAUUGGUUUGAUUUUCCCAUUGUUUAAACUAUUUCUAUCCACCAUAUUGGUGCUUUUAAUGAUAUUUAUUCAAAUGAAGGACAUUGUUGCAUUUGUUCAGUUGCUUUGUGGGUUUCUGCGUCUGCCGUUGCACAAUUUCAGUGAGAUCAGGGUGUGUUAAAGUCCACUCCAGGGCAGACUUGCUUUUACAACCUGAGCCAAACCUUCGUCUUAAAGUGAAGGUGUGAAGGACAAUUUUUUUUUCUGUUUCUUUGGUAUUUGAUUUAUUAGGCUAAGCUCUUGAUAUCUUAUAGAAAUUGGUAUUUAUAUUAUCAGCAACCAAACUGUGAUGUCUUCCAUCUGAGCCCUUGCAUCAAAUGAGAGAGGAAAUAUAUUUUAAAACGGCAAGGAAAUGUAAGCUGAGUUGAGCCAUUUGCUGUUUUUACUUUACUCUUUUCUGCAUCCUAGUUGACAGCGCUGCAGCCUAUAAUUCAGGGGCUUAAGUAGGACAAAACUUUCACAGCAAAAACAUUCUCAUGUUCUGUCUCUAGCAGCCUUUGAAGUGAUUGUGUUUGCCAUGUCAAUAUUGGCCAAGAACCCGCCGGUAGCCACAAAGUUGGCCCUGGCCGGGACAUGGCCCCGCUGCCCAUGUUUGCCUUUGAGGGGCUCGCAGCAGCAAGAACGAAUGAAGUGCCCCUCUUGACGGGUAGCGAAGGUUAACCUGUGGCAAAUCGAUAACCUCUUACGUAUGUCCUUCGUAUCGGUGCUCCCCACACGUUGCACAAAACGGAGAUCUUCAAACUCCAAUUUUCACAUGUUUUUAAAAAACAAAACAUAAAAUGCACACAGAUAUUUUGCUAAUCCGCGGCCUUUUGCACACAAAGUCUUGCACAAAGAUUAAAUAUGGUGUUACUUGGAGUGGUAAAAGCAACAAUCUCACAAUGAAUCUUUUCUUCUUUUUUUUUUUCAUUCAAGCCAAAAAUUUUUGAACAAUGUGCUUUAAAGUGGUCCUAUUUCAGGGUUUUGUUUUUCAUUGAAACGCAUCAAAUGCACAUUUUGACCAAUAUUACUGCCUUUAUAUGAAUAGCCUUACGUCCACUGCAUAGCAGGGGGUGCACAAUAAGAAACAUCCAUUGAAUGUACUCUGCAACAACUCACCAGUAUGUAUACCGUUUGGGUUUUUUUUACACUUAUUGUGGCAUUUAUAUUUCGUCUUUGGUAAAUUUCAUCACCUCUCCACAUCUUGAACCUUUUUUUGUAUUAUAUUUUGUAAGCAAUCUCUUUUCACUUUUUUUUUUUUGUUAUAAACCAAGGUACUGCUUUGGAUUGAAUUUCUGAGAAUAUAUCCAAGUUCAGAUAUGUUUUCUCUCCAGUGUGUUAAACUCCAUUGUAGUUUUUGUGUUAUGUGUGUUUUUUUUAAAUGUUUAAA
Molecule: messenger RNA, 3635 nt
Organism: Cyprinodon variegatus (sheepshead minnow)
Lineage: Eukaryota; Metazoa; Chordata; Actinopteri; Cyprinodontiformes; Cyprinodontidae
Gene: kcnk5a
Product: potassium channel, two pore domain subfamily K, member 5
Exons: 5
Coding region: 301-1887 (528 amino acids)
Biological process (GO): stabilization of membrane potential; potassium ion transmembrane transport
Cellular component (GO): membrane
Molecular function (GO): potassium ion leak channel activity
Source: RefSeq, a predicted model, not a curated record